Sardina pilchardus (European sardine) is the source of this 1903-nucleotide messenger RNA. RefSeq names its product SLAM family member 6-like. The transcript is spliced from 6 exons. NCBI's taxonomy places the organism in Eukaryota, Metazoa, Chordata, Actinopteri, Clupeiformes, Clupeidae. The record is from RefSeq and is a predicted model, not a curated record. Bases 81 to 944 code for a protein of 287 amino acids.
UGCUGGUCCUCCUGAGUGCCACAUUUCCAUCAGUGGUUACUCAUGAGAUAUCUGUCUUCACAUUGGAAGGAGGAUCUGCUAUGUUUGACAAAGUGCAGAGAAAUCUCAUAACAAAGUUUGAUGAAAUCACUGUUAAGUUGAGCCCAUCCCAUCCCGUAAUGAAGUUUGUCAAUAUUACAAAUCCUAGUAUUAUUGUUAUUGAGGACCCAUACAAGGACAGAUUGAUAUUCAAUACAACAACAUUCAGCCUGGAACUGAGAAAUCUGCAGAAAAACGACAGUGGACUUUAUACAUAUGAAAUUAGAUGGGAUUUCAACAUAACAAAAGUUGUGUAUAAACUCUCUGUUCUUGAGCCUGUGGCUGCUCCUGCACUGACUUCUAACUGGUCCAGCAGUAACUCUUGUGAUCUCACAGUGACAUGCAGAGGUCAUGACCUCUCUCUGACUUUCAGCUGCAACAGAAGCAGCUGUACUCAGCUGGGAGACUUCCCCAUCACUCCCACCCUGGUAGUCUUUGCCAGGGAUGGAUAUGUUGUCUGUAACCAUAGUAACCAAGUCAGCUGGCGCAACAUCACUCUGGACAUGCCAUCACUUUGUAAAUUUACCAGAGAGGAAGACUCUACACAGUGGACUGUUGGAUGGAUGACCCUAUUGACUAUUGGACUGAUCUGUGCUGGGAUUGCUGCUGUCUGUGCAGUGAUAUGGAUCUGUCGAAAGAAACUGAGGAUUACAGAGGAGGCAAGACCGAGGAGAGAGGACGGAGGCGGAAUGGGGGAUACGCGAGGAAACACAGUAUAUUACGCAGAAGUGUUUUCAGUCGGAAUUGUGCAGUCAUUUAUCCAAGAUGCAAAGAGCAAUCAAACGUCUGAACCACAACCAGAACAACCCAUCAUCUACAGCCUUCUACAGCCUCAUAGGCCUACACAACAGUUUGAUGUCCACUAAACCUCAGAUCUCCACAGAUGAGAUUUUUAUAAAAUUACUAUUCUUAUCCUGUAGAUUCUUUUACAGUUUAUAAACACUGAUGGAUGCAUGCGAAGCAUAGAGCCGGACGAUAGCUAGUUUCUCAAGCUACGCAAAGGGAUUAACCACCAAAGAACGGGAAAACUACCUGAACAAGCAACAACCAGACAUUUUGAUGCUAGUAACACGUCUAAAUCAGUGUUUGAAACUGUAGUUUCCUCUUCUUUGUCUGAAUUGGUUUAAACCGAACUGUCUACAGAGAGCCUGUUCACACCCUAUUGACUGCCAUGCUAUCGAAACUGGUUGCAGUUCACUUGUAGUUCACAGGCAGUUUAGUGAGACCCAAAUUAAUGGGAGUCUAUGGGGCUAAACGGCAAAAUAUAUUUUUUUGUACAAACUACAUUUUAUUGAAGUUUUUCGUCUUCUCAUUUUAUUGUAGUUUCCACAACUACAGAUUUUUUAUCAAAAGUUAAACAAACACCUAUUUCCUUUUGGUAUCGUUUAGGGUGACUAUUGACUGCAUGCCAGUACCUUUUCUCGGAAUGAAUGGGGUAACAUUACUUUUGGCUCCGGUAGCUAUGUGCUUGCACAAAAUGUAAACUCCCUUGAUAAAGUUUCACAUGCUGCCUCCUUAUGUUGGAAUGUGUGAAAAUUAACAAAAAUGGAAGGGAUACCUUUUUAUUUGCGAUUUCUGUAACAAUUGCUGCGUUUACAUGAGAGCUUUAAUUCCGAAUAAAACCAAGUUAAUUCGGAAUAAAAGUUAAUUCCGCUUUAAAAGAGACCAUGUAAACGCUUAUUCCGCUUGAAAAUGAUUAUUCGGAAUUAAACUUAAUGGUUGGUUUAUUCCGAUGUUAAAUCGGAAUUAACGCACUCCUUGAUCAUGUAAACCUUUAUUCCGAUUCAAAGUUUAUUCCGUUGUUUGGCGCAUGCUCAUACAAGGA